AUGUUCUUUAAACACAAUCUACUCGUUUCGACUACGCUCACGCUGAUCGGUAUCUCUGCCGUCGUAGCGUCUCCUUUGCCUGAAGCAUAUUCUUACGGAGCAGAGGACUACGGCGAGGACUUAGCGCCGUUGCCAGAUUAUGCGCCAGAAUACGUGCCGGAGUACGCGCCAGACUAUGUGCCGGAGUAUGUACCAGAGUAUGUGCCCGAUUACCCCCCAGAGGACAUCAUUGCUCCCGUACCAGCGGUCGAGGACUAUGGCAAGGCGCCUUACUACUACGAGGAGGAAGAGUACGCUCCUGUGCCAGAGUAUGUUCCUGAAGUAGUUGCCCCCGCCCCUGUCGCCCCUCCUCCCAUGGAAUAUCCCGAGAAGGUGGCUCCAGCCCCAGUAGCUCCCUAUGUUCCCCCUCCCCCCGUCGAGGAGUACCCUGAAGUGGUUGCUCCCGCUCCUAUCGCCCCUUCGUACGGUUCCUACGGCGAAGGCGAGGACAUCGUUGCUCCUUUGCCCGUUGCACCACCUCACGGAGAAACGCCUUACUACGACGAGUAUCCCGAAGACAUCGUAGCCCCGCUCCCCGCAUACGGCGACACCUACGUCAAGAACGACAUUGAUAUCUACGCCAACAAGUGCAGCUCAGGACCAGUGCAAUGCUGCAACUCUGUCCAAGAGAGCUCAGCACCAAGCGUCGUCGACGUACUUGGUUUGCUGGGCGUCGUCCUUGAUGGGUUGGUCGGCAAUGUUGGCCUCACCUGCAACUCGUUGCUUGGCGGGGGCUCGUGCACGGCGCAAACUGUUUGCUGCGACAACGUCCAUUUCACUGGUCUUGUUGCCAUGGGCUGCCAGCCGAUCAACAUAGGACUUUAA
Molecule: messenger RNA, 864 nt
Organism: Pleurotus ostreatus (oyster mushroom)
Lineage: Eukaryota; Fungi; Basidiomycota; Agaricomycetes; Agaricales; Pleurotaceae
Exons: 3
Coding region: 1-864 (287 amino acids)
Cellular component (GO): fungal-type cell wall
Molecular function (GO): structural constituent of cell wall
Source: RefSeq, a predicted model, not a curated record